CUCGGCACGGGGGCCAUCCUGCAUGCCUAAUCGGCUAUUUAAGGAGCUGCACGCCAGCAAUCCAGGCACCUUCCCCUCCCCACUUACAUUCGGCCAGAGCCACCUUAAAAGCAGGAGGCAAUUGCGAAGUCGCUGGCCAGCAAGUGGAGUGGAGACUGCAGAGGGAGAUAAAGAGAGAGGCGGCAAGAGAUUUAUCCUGGGACCCAGAAAUCCUUGUCCCUUAGUCCCCAAAGUCCUGGAGCCCUGGUUCACCGCGCCCUAUCCUCUUGGAUAUACCAUGUUGUUCUUCACCCUCCUGUUAGAGGUGAUUUGGACCCUGGCUGCAGAUGGGGGUCACCACUGGGCAUAUGAAGGCCCACAUGGUCAGGACCACUGGCCAGUCUCUUACCCGGAGUGUGGAAGCAACGCCCAGUCCCCCAUUGACAUCCAGACAGACAGUGUGACAUUUGACCCCACAUUACCUGCUCUGCAACCCUAUGGAUAUGACCAGCUUGGCACUGAGCCUUUGGACCUGCACAAUAAUGGCCACACAGGUAAAAGCCCUGGCACCAAGGAGGUGGAGGGUCCAUUUGAAAUCUUAGAGGAGUCACAGAAAACCUUCUCACAACUCGUGAAUUCUCACAAAGUUCUACCCAUUGGAGAUAGAAGAAUGGUGAUCAAGUUCCCAUAG
Messenger RNA from Dipodomys ordii (Ord's kangaroo rat), 670 nucleotides. It is a transcript of the gene Ca14, whose product is annotated as carbonic anhydrase XIV. The transcript is spliced from 4 exons. NCBI's taxonomy places the organism in Eukaryota, Metazoa, Chordata, Mammalia, Rodentia, Heteromyidae. The record is from RefSeq and is a predicted model, not a curated record. Bases 23 to 670 code for a protein of 215 amino acids.